CAGUUUUUGCCCAAGCCAGGCCCGCCACAGCGCCGCAGCGAGAGAACUCCCAAACCCUUCCUUGGCGAGGAGGAGCAGGAGGAGGAGCGAAAGACCCCCCAUCGCUUCCGCUCGACGGCGCGCCCCGCUAUGCCCAUGCGCCUCGCUCUCGCGGCGGCCCCAGCAUCGGGCGGGGCCUCCAGCGCCGCUGCGCCGCUGGAGCUGGAGGUCGAGGCGGCUGACACCGUGGCCAUCCUCAAGGGCAGAGUGCGGGACAGGGAGGGCAUCAUGGAGGCCGACCAGAGGCUCUUCUACGGGGGCAAGCAGCUGGAGGACGCGCGCCAGCUGUCCGACUACAACCUGGUCGACGGAGCGCAGGUCGUGCUCGUGCGCCGCCUGCCCGCCGCGCCCGCGGCGGGGCUGGAGGCCCUCUGCGCCCAGCGGCGCCCGGGCGUCCACCAGUGCCCCGCCGCGGGCCGCGUUCACCAGGGCGCGCCCCGCGGUGCCGCCGUGGAGGGCUGGCGGCCCGCCACAGGAGCCUAG
Prorocentrum cordatum is the source of this 522-nucleotide messenger RNA. NCBI's taxonomy places the organism in Eukaryota, Dinophyceae, Prorocentrales, Prorocentraceae. The record is from the annotation of a GenBank genome assembly.